This is a messenger RNA of Schistosoma rodhaini, 11112 nucleotides long. The record is from the annotation of a GenBank genome assembly. Lineage: Eukaryota; Metazoa; Platyhelminthes; Trematoda; Strigeidida; Schistosomatidae.
ACUGAAUUCAUAUAUUACCAUAGGUUAAAUACUUAUUAUUUUGUUUAAAUAUAUAUAUGAACCUUAUCUAAAAUAUGAACUAGCUAUAUAUUUCCCUAUUAAACAUUAUUGAUUUAUUAUAAGGUGCAUCUCAUUUAUGAUUGGUUGAUUGAAAUCAAUAAUAAUUUGUGCUGAUAUUUUAACCAAUAGGAUGUGAGCUACAAUUCCCAAAUAUACAUAUAUAUAUAAUAUAAUACAGUUGCCCAAAUUAUACGCUGACAUAAUAUUGUCGUUUCAUCACAUUUAUUCGUACUUUAUUCAUAAUAAUAAACUACCGCUUUAUAUUUUCGUUAUAUCUAUCCAUUCAAAAGGAAAUUUAUAUAUAAUUAAUUGAAUAUAUACAAAUAUAUACAAAGAUUAAAUUAUGGAUCCAUCUGAUCCAGAUUUUAAAUAUUUGGGUGUAGAUCGAAAAGCUUUAUUAAAAGAAUUAGCUAAUUUUGAUAGUAAAAAUGUUAUAUGGGUUGAAGAUGAAAAAGAAGGUUAUGUAUUAGCUGAUAUCAAAGAUACUACUGGUGAUACAAUUACAGUAGCACUUAAAGAUGGAAGUGAAAAGAAAGUUAAAAAAGAUGAUGCACAACAAGUGAAUCCACCGAAAUUUUUCUUAAUUGAAGAUAUGGCUAAUUUGACACAUUUAAAUGAUGCUUCCGUAUUGGAGAAUUUACGUGCACGUUAUUAUAGGCAAUUGAUUUAUACUUAUUCAGGAUUAUUCUGUGUAGCAGUUAAUCCUUAUAAACGUUUUCCAAUUUAUACUGAACAAGUUGCAUUAAAAUAUAAAGGAAAAAGACGAGGUGAAAUGCCACCACAUAUCUUUUCAAUUUCUGAUAAUGCUUAUCAUAAUAUGUUACAAGAUCGUGAAAAUCAGUCCAUUCUGAUUACAGGAGAAAGUGGUGCUGGAAAAACAGAAAACACAAAGAAAGUUAUUUCAUAUUUUGCUGUUGUCGCAGCAGCUUCAAAGAAAGAAGAUGAUGAAUCUAGCAAAAAGGGAACACUUGAAGAUCAAAUUGUUCAAGCUAAUCCAGUUCUAGAAGCAUAUGGUAAUGCCAAAACUACAAGAAAUAAUAAUUCAUCAAGAUUUGGUAAAUUUAUUCGUAUUCACUUUGGUACAACUGGUAAAAUUGCUGGAGCCGAUAUUGAACAUUAUUUGCUCGAGAAAUCUCGUGUAGUUUCACAAAUGAAAGGAGAACGGAAUUAUCAUAUUUUCUAUCAGUUAUUAUCAACUUAUGGUUCUAAAUAUCAUGAUAAAUUAUUAGUUCAAACUGAUCCUGCUUUAUACAGUUUCAUUAAUCAAGGAGAAUUAACUAUUGAUGGUGUAGAUGAUAGUGAAGAAAUGAAAUUGUGUGAUGAUGCUUUUGAAGUUCUUGGAUUUAAUGAUGAUGAAAAAUUAUCUUUAUUCAAAUGUACUACAUCAAUUUGUAAUAUGGGUGAAAUGAAAUUUAAACAAAGACCAAGAGAAGAACAAGCUGAAGCUGAUGGAACUGCUGAAGCAGAAAAAGUUGCAUUUCUAUUAGGUGUUAAUGCAAAAGAUCUAUUAACUUCAUUUUUAAAACCAAAAGUUAAAGUUGGCACAGAAUUUGUAACUAAAGGUCAAAAUUUAAAUCAAGUUACAUAUGCAGUUAGCGCUUUAGCUAAGUCGUUGUAUAAUCGUAUGUUUGGCUGGUUAGUAGCUCGUGUCAAUAAAACUUUGGAUACAAAAGUUAAACGUCAAUUUUUCAUUGGUGUAUUGGAUAUUGCAGGUUUUGAGAUUUUCACUGAAAAUGGUUUUGAACAAAUUUGUAUUAACUACACAAAUGAACGUUUACAACAAUUCUUCAACCAUCAUAUGUUCGUCUUAGAACAAGAAGAAUAUAAACGUGAAAAAAUUCAAUGGACAUUUAUUGAUUUCGGUAUGGAUUUGCAAGCUUGUAUAGAUUUAAUUGAAAAGCCUAUGGGUAUCUUAUCCAUUCUAGAAGAGGAAUGUAUCGUUCCCAAAGCUUCAGAUCAAACAUUCUUGUCGAAAUUAUAUGAUAAUCAUUUAGGUAAAAGUCCUAAUUUCACCAAACCGAAACCACCGAAGCCAGGACAUGUAGAAGCCCAUUUCGAAUUGCACCAUUAUGCUGGAUCUGUUCCAUACACAUUAACUGGAUGGUUAGAAAAGAAUAAAGAUCCACUUAAUGACAGUGUCGUUGCAUUAUUAGGUGAUAGUAAAGAUCCUAUAGUAUCUAAUCUAUUUACUCCAGUUGUCGGUGAACCUGGUAAAAAGACGAAAGGUGGCUCUUUCUUGACAGUGACCUACAUGCACAGGGAAUCAUUGAAUAAAUUAAUGAAAAAUUUACAAAGUACCAGUCCAUCAUUUAUUCGUUGUAUUGUCCCGAAUGAAUUUAAACAACCUGGUGUCAUUGAUGCACAUUUGGUUCUGCAUCAAUUACAUUGUAAUGGUGUACUUGAAGGUAUUCGUAUUUGUCGUAAAGGUUUUCCAAAUCGUAUGAUUUAUUCUGAAUUCAAACAACGUUAUUCAAUUUUGGCACCAAAUGUUAUACCUGAUGGAUUUGUUGAUGGUCGUCAAGUUACAGAAAAAAUAUUGGAAGCAACACAAUUAGAUAAAAAUCUUUAUCAAUGCGGUAAUACAAAAGUAUUUUUCAAAGCUGGCACCCUAGCUCAUUUAGAAGAUUUACGUGAUGAUAAAUUAAAUGGUAUUAUUAGUUUAUUCCAAGCAGAAAUUCGUGGUUAUUUAAUGAGAAAACAAUAUAAAAAGCUACAAGAUCAACGUGUUGCACUUACAUUAAUGCAACGUAAUAUCCGUAAAUAUUUAGUAUUACGUAAUUGGCCAUGGUGGAGAUUAUAUACAAAAGUAAAACCAAUGUUAAAUAUAGCACGUCAAGAAGAAGAAAUGAAAAAAGCCGCUGAAGAAUUAGCUAAAUUAAAAGAAGAAUAUGAAAAAUUAGAAAAAUUAAAAAAAGAAUUAGAAGAACAAAAUGUUACUGUAUUACAACAAAAAAAUGAUUUAUUUUUACAAUUACAAACUGAACAAGAUAGUUUAGCUGAUGCUGAAGAGAAAAUAUCUAAACUUGUACUACAACGUGGUGAUAUGGAACAACGUAUUAAAGAAUUAGAAGAACGUUUAGCUGAUGAAGAAGAUCAAGCAGCUAAUUUAUCUGAAGUGAAAAAGAAAAUGUCCUCUGAAAUUGAAGAAUUAAAAAAAGAUGUUGAAGAUUUAGAAUCAUCAUUACAAAAAGCUGAACAAGAAAAACAAAUCAAAGAUAAUCAAAUACGUACAUUACAAUCAGAAAUGGCACAACAAGAUGAAAUGAUUGGAAAAUUAAAUAAAGAUAAAAAGAAUUUAGAAGAACAAAAUAAACGUACACAAGAAGCAUUACAAGCUGAAGAAGAUAAAGUGAAUCAUUUGAAUAAAUUAAAAGCUAAAUUAGAAUCAACAUUAGAUGAAAUGGAAGAAAAUCUAGCUCGUGAACAAAAGAUUCGUGGUGAUGUAGAAAAAUCUAAACGUAAAUUAGAAGGUGAUUUAAAAGCUACACAAGAGACUGUUGAUGAUUUGGAACGUGUAAAACGUGACUUAGAAGAACAAUUACGACGUAAAGAAGCUGAAAUUGGUGGUUUAAGUGGUAAAUUUGAAGAUGAACAAGGUUUAGUAGCUCAGUUACAACGAAAAAUUAAAGAACUUCAAACACGUAUACAAGAAUUAGAAGAAGAUUUAGAAGCGGAACGUGCAGCUCGUUCAAAAGCUGAAAAGAGUCGACAACAGCUUGAAAGUGAAUUAGAAGAAGUUGUUGAUCGUUUAGAAGAACAAGAUGGUGCUACAGCAGCACAAAGUGAUUUAACUAAAAAACGUGAAGCUGAAUUAAUGAAAUUAAAACGUGAUUUAGAAGAUACACGUUUACAAAAUGAACAAGCAAUAGCUACAAUGCGUAAAAAACAAAGUGAUGCUAUUAAUGAAUUAGCUGAUCAAUUAGACCAAGCUAAUAAAGCUAAAGCAAAAGCUGAAAAAGAACGAAGUCAAUUCAAAGCUGAAUUAGAUGAUGCACAUAAUCAAGUGGAUAGUAUUAUGAAAGCUAAAUUGAAUUCCGAGAAAACAGUGAAGGCUCUAGAAUCUCAAUUACAAGAAGUUUCCGUGAAAUUAGAUGAAGCUACAAGGAACUUAAAUGAGCAAGCUUCAACUAAAGCACGUAGUAGUCAGGAAGUUUCUGAAUUACAACGACAAUUAGAAGAAGCAGAGUCACAAUUAAGUCAACUGAAUAAAAUUAAACAACAACUAAGUGCACAACUUGAAGAAGCACGUCAUAGUUUGGAAGAUGAAAGUCGAAUGAAAGCUAAACUAAAUGGUGAAGUACGUAAUUUAACUAGUGACUUAGAUUCAUUACGUGAAACAUUAGAAGAAGAACAAUCAGCUAAAGGUGAUUUACAACGUCAAUUACAAAAAUUACAAGGUGAAUUACAACAAUUACGUUCACGUGGUGGCGGUGGUGGAGAUGUUCGUUCUGAAGAAGUUGAAGAAUUAAAACGUAAAAUGAAUGCUAAAAUACAAGAAUUAGAAUCAGAAGCUGAAUCAGCUAAAUCAAAAUGUGGACAAUUAGAAAAAACUAAAGCACGUUUACAAGGUGAAUUAGAAGAUUUAAUGGUUGAUGUUGAACGUGCCAAUGGUUUAGCUAGUCAAUUAGAACGUAAACAAAAUAAUUUCAAUCGUACAUUAGCUGAAUGGCAAAAGAAAUAUGCUGAUUCUCAGGACCUUGAAUAUCAUUGGUUCGUUUCCUCUUUUAGAACACUUUCUUGUGACAUUUUCCAAGCACAUUUUUGUAUUGCAUAUAUAUACACAUGAGUUGUAUGCUUGUUCGCUCGUGCUUCCGACCGAUAAUAGAAUAUACUUUUAUCUCCGCUGAAUCUGGUCUUCUCUCUCUAGUUAUGAGUUCUGGAAGCAGUGAAAUAGUUUAACUUGUCCUGUUGUUGUGUUUAUGACUUUCGUUACUUUCGCCGGUUUCAUGUGAUAUCAUAAUCUCCUUAGACAUAGCAGAUCUCGUAGAACAAAACAUUCAGUCAACUUAAAAGUGAUAACAAACAAUCAGAAGAUAGAAAAGUUCAUGUAGAAAUACGAAUUCAGGGUUUUUGUUACAGAAAAUAAUUAACAGUGCAAAGAUAAAACUAGAUAAUCUAGAAUCUUGAUAACAAUUUCCAAUUGAAGCAUCAACUCUGGGACGCAGGUACACCCAGCUGACAAGUCCCAAAUAGGACGAUUCGCGCGUCGUGGAUUCCAUUGCGAACCAGUAUUCAUCUUUGCUUCAAACUUUAUACUGUUUUAAAUUAUUGAUAGAUAACCAAUAUCUUUUGUGAGAACUCAUAUUACAGAUUAUUAUAAAUUACAAUAUAAAAGAAGGUUACGUAACAGUAAAGGUUGAUACUCAUAUAACUUCUGUUGAAGCUAAUACUUAGUAUUCAGUUGAAUUUAAAUGAAUACUGUUAACUGUAAGCUGAUCUUAGCGAAUUAUAAAACCAGGAACCAUAAAACAAUUGCCUUGUACCAGUUCAACUUAAACAAACCUCAGUUCAAUUUUCAAUCUGAUUAUAGAAUUACGCAUUAUUAAUAUAUCAAGUACUAGGUCAGAAUAGUUGUUCAGUAAUUCCUGGAUUCCACUGGUUGGUUAUGUAACCUAAACAAUUCAACAGUCUUCAUCAUCAAUAACAACCUUUCUUCCAUAAUCAGUUUGAUAUUGUUAUUCUUUUAUUGUAUCUUUUUCUUUGUUUAACAUAGGCUGAAUUAGAAAAUGCUCAACGUGAUGCACGUGGUCAAUCAACCGAAAUUUUCCGAUUAAAAGCUCAAUUAGAAGAAGUUCAUGAACAAAUGGAAGGACUUCGUAGAGAAAAUAAGAAUUUGAGCGGUAUGUUGAUUCUUAUAUAUUGGAUAAAUAACAUUUCAUUUAACAAUAUAUAGAAAACUGAAGAUCAUCAAUUACACUGAUCUAUACAUUUCAGCUGCACAGAACAGCAUAAUUGAAAUACUGAACAGUUGACUAACCUAAACGGAGUGAGAGUGAGAAAGAAAGGCAAAGCUCUUUAGCUUCGUUUCUGAACAAGAUUUCUUUUGAGUAACAAAAUUUGUAUAUAAUCAAGUGACUAGAAUAAGUAAUUUGUCAAUUAGUUACAAAUGAAUAAUAUGUCGGAUACUCAGUUAAUGGAGUCAACUGAAACUGUGUUUUCAUGAUUCUUCACAAAAUUAUACACUUUUUCUGAACAAAUAUAUUGCUCAAAGAUAUAUUUAAUAGUUAGGCAGUGAUCCCAUAUCUCUAGUAUAUCAUCUCACCAAUUUUGCGCCAGUAACCUAUUCCUCUAGAAGAUCAUCUUUUUAUACAAAUCAGAAGUCAUCCUAAUAGUUCACUAUUUAUUAAACAUUAUGUAGGCAGUUUAAGAUGCCAUUCACAGUCCUACUGUUCUAUAAAUUUUGUCAUAAACGUCACUCACCUAUGAUAUUAAAAAUUGAUUGCAUAAUAUCACGACUUGAUUAAGAUCAAUAAUAUGAACCACAUGAUGCCCUCUCAGUUAUUUAAAUGUUAAACGAUCCACAUGAGACUCAAAGGUCUUGGGUUCAAACUCUGUCGGUGAGGAGGUGUGAGUUCUCACUGCUGAGGAGUUCCACACUAUAAAGAAACAGCCGUUAAGUACUUUUCGCUUUUUCAGUAGUUUCCUGAAUAAUGUCAAUUCUCUUUAUAAACUGUGAAACCGAACAAUCUUCACGGACCCCUUACAUUUAUAAAAUUUAUAGAUGUUGUAUUGUAGGGUACCAACGUAAUCGCUGAAUCUAAAGCCUAAUUAUUUCUAGUAUAACCUAAUUUCAUUUGUGUUAUUAACGAAAUAACUAUCAUUUGAUUUAAUUACUAAUUUCCCUUAUAAUUAGAUGAGAUUCAUGAUUUAACUGAACAAUUGGGUGAAGGUGGACGUUCAGUACAUGAAAUUGAUAAGAAUAGACGACGACUUGAAAUGGAAAAGGAGGAACUACAAGCUGCAUUAGAAGAAGCUGAAAGUGCAUUGGAACAAGAAGAAGCUAAGGUUCAACGUGCUCAACUUGAAAUGAGUCAAGUAAGUAAAAAUGUAUUGCGGAUGAGCAGUAUUAUAUUCCUUAUGAGAUGGUGGAGAAGAUUUUCAGCUGCGGUGGAUGCUUUGGGUGGAGUUUUGUUUGCCGGGUUGUAUGAUUUGGUCAAGGAACUCUCAUUGUUUUUCUGAACAAAGUCAUCAGCACAAACUCGAGGUAAAAUUGAAGUAUUUGAAUUUCUCUGCAUAUGACUCACACCUCGUUCUGUGGAUCUCAGUGUUGAUUGGAUAUUGUUGACCAUUAGCCCGUCACUGUCUGUUUCUUUAUUUUGAUUGUAUCUUCCAUUGAUCUGAUUCUUAGUCCUACAUUUGUCCAUGAUUUUUCCGAUUGGCUAAUGGAUUCGAUCGAUUUCAAUGUGUUUGUUGAUUGCUGAUUGACUUGAGUAUCAAAGUUCUAAAAAUUCCACUGUACUUUUAGCAUUCCUUCUAUCCAAGGUCUCAAUAUUUUCUCGGACGAACAUAUGUUCACAGUUGUCCACAUGCAUUGAUAUAAGCGAAGAUGGAGUUUGACUGAUAAUUAAUAUUCGAGGAGGCAAAUUUUGAACACUUCGCUUCCGCCUGAAGUUUGUGCUGGUGAUGUUGUUCAUGAAAACAAUAAAAGCUCUACGACCGAACCAUCCAUCUCAGAGAAAAAACGCCUAAAUAAGUUUAUUUCUCUUUUGUAAUAACUUUUCCGUUUUCAUUCGAGAAAAAGGUAUUACAUUUUAUGCUCAUAGGAGGUCAUUCAGGGCUUGAAUACCUCAAUUGUAACUUGUCAGACUGUUAAUCUCAUCGAUAGUAUGGAUUAGAAUCGUAUAUAGUGGAACAUUAGUUCCGUCAACAUUACUUAUACGGAUUUCUAAUGAGAUCAAUAACUAGGAUGGAACCUGUAUCUGAACAGGGUUUCCUACUGAUUUCCUCCAACUUCAAAAUAUGAUGUCGAAUUACUUAGACUAGAAGCUAUAGUUCAACUUGAUCGAUAAAAUUUGUUCAUUACCAAAAAGUACUAGACAGAUGUAACAUUAAUCAUUAUUCAGUUUUAACCAAUCACUUAUGUAUGUGUACGUGUGUUUGUUGACUGUACAGACUCAACUAAUUUUUCUCAGGGAUCAUAUAGUAAAGAUUAAUACAGCGAAUCAAAACAUGACACUUUGUAGGUGAUUUCCACUCUUACUUUUACUGUUCAUUCAAUUGUCUCAUGAUUACAUUUGGGAAUUAUUUUCUUUAUUUUCAAACACAUCUUUUGAAAUAAUAUUCUUGAAAGAUUUUGUAGACAAGCUGUUUCUGUUGAAGAGAUCCUCUUUUUCUUCUUUUUCUGAUGAUCAGAAUCAUUUUUUUAUAUUUUGUUAUUUGUCUAUUGUUAAGAUUCGUCAAGAAAUUGAUCGACGAUUAGCUGAAAAAGAAGAAGAAUUUGAAGCCACACGUAAAAAUCAUCAACGAGCUAUGGAAUCACAACAAGCUAGUUUAGAAGCUGAAGCAAAGGGUAAAGCAGAAGCUAUGCGUGUUAAAAAGAAACUUGAACAAGAUAUUAAUGAAUUAGAAGUUAGUUUAGAUGGUGCAAAUCGUGCUAGAGCUGAACAAGAGAAAAAUGUGAAAAAGUUCCAACAACAAGUACGUGAAUUACAAUCACAAUUAGAAGAUGAUCAACGUCAACGUGAUGAUUUACGUGAACAAUUCCAAGCUGCUGAACGUCGUGCAACUGUAUUAGCUGGUGAAUUAGAUGAAUUACGUAUAGCAUUAGAUCAAGCUGAACGUAGUCGUAAAAUAGCUGAAGCUGAACGUGCUGAAGCAUCGGAUCGUGCGACAGAAAUGUCUACACAAACUGCAUCAUUAGCUGCACAAAAACGUAAACUUGAAGCUGAUUUAGCCGCCAUGCAGGUAAGACUUAAUAAUGAUAUUUAUUUUUAAAAAGUAAAUAAUUCAAGAAUAACUAACAUUAUUGAACAAUUAUGAAUAGAUUUUAUUUACGUCUGGACUCUAUUCAACUGCUCUUAAGACCUAAAAAGACUAUUAACAAUUUGUAGAAUAUAUUCAUUAUAGGAUUCAUCAUCUAAGUUAGAAUAGCAUUAAAAACCAGGAAGCAUAGAACAGUUAAUUUAUUCUAGUAUAUAACUCCUCAGCGAUCUACAACCAGUGAAAAGUCGUGAUUAGUUAAGUUCAGAUAUGUCAGGAGUAAGACGGAUGUCACUAAUAACAUGCACUGGUCAUUGUGCUUUAUUGUAAAUUGACUGAAGUUAAAAUUCUAACACUGAAGACUGAUUAAAAGGAUUCUAAUACUUACGUUAUCACCGUGAGAUUUGAAGGUUAAGGGUUCGACCACGGUCGGAAUCAUAGGUGAACACUCCUGAUACGUUUCAAACUAGAACGAAACAAAUUAUCAUUAAUAUGUGGUUUAUAAUAAUAUCCUAACUGAGAUCAAUCUGUGGCAGGUAAAAAUUAUAAAAGUAAACCAGUUUUCACAAAACUCUUUCAACAAAAUACUUGAUUGAACUGAAUUAUAAAAAUUUCCUAAAGGUUCAAUACUUGUAGUGUAUGCCACUUAUGUUGAUAGAUAUAAGUAGUGUAGCAUCAUUCGGAAGUAGAAUGCCUGCGACCCAAAGAUUGGGAAGAAGUAAGUUGAAGAGAAGAGAGAAAAAAAUUAAAAGAAAUCAAAAUAACAACAGGAAUAAAAGAACGAUGUAGUUUCCAAGAGACAACUGAUGGAAGAUAUGCAAAUGAUGUAUUUAAUGCAUGGUUUUCAUAGUUUACAAACGCCCUGUGGUUUUGCAUUAAACAAUAAAUUAAUCUUCCCUACCUGAGUUCUUUGUUCACUUACAUUCUUAUAUGUUAACCAAUGCAAAAAUUCUGAAUUGUCUUUUACACACUUCAUCAUUCUUCCAAUCCUGCGGUUGUUCCGAUCGCUCUUCGUUUUCUUCCCUCUCCUGUUUAUUUCAAUCUUCCGCUCGUAAGCAUUUUAUUUCCACUUACUGUUACUUAUAUCUGACCCAGGAGAAAAUCAUUAAGAUGAGAAGUAGAGAGAAGAACGAAUGAAAUGAUUUUCAUAUUAAGAAUGAAGUGCAAAUAGAACAUACUAGGUCAAAGAAUAAAAAUUAACUCAAGAUUUAUUAGAUGAUAAGGAAUUAGUGCAAUUGACUCAAACCAACAAGUAACUUUAGGUCUUAUAACACAACUAUUGAUUAAAGUGGCUGUUAUACGUAUUCCAUUAAAGGAAGUCAACAUAUAUAAUCACCGUUCAAAGAUCAACUGUCAAUAGCUUCCUAAAUUGAUAUUAUUUGUUCGGUCCGUAAAUCUCUAGCUUUCAUUCAACCUACUUUUACAUACCAGCUAGCAUUAAAUGUCAAUAUGAGGGAUGACGGAAAAAGGGGCAAUAUAUAUUAGUUUCAUGUUAUUAACACUAAUAACUUCACCCGAAUACACUUUAAUCUUACUUACUUACGCCUGUUACCCUCGUCGAUGAGCAUAGGCCGCUCACCAGCAUUCUCCAUCCGACUCUGUCCUGAGCCUUCCUUUCCAGUUCUUUCCAGUUGCUAUUCAUCGUUUUCAUAUCUGCUUCUAUUUCCCGGUGUAAUGUAUUCUUUGGCCUUCCUCUUUUCCACUUCCCUUCCGGAUUCCAAGUUAGGGAUUGAGUCGUGAUGCACAUUGGUGAUUUCCUUAAUGUAUGUCCGAUCCACUUCCAAUGUCUUUUCCUAAUUUCCUCUUCAGCUGGAAGAGGAAGUGUUAGACCACCGUUGGAAACCUAGAAGCGAUGAACGGCCGUUUCGUCCUCAACAGUGCGUACCGACUAUCCUGCACAUGAGACUCGAAUCCAGACACUUGCUCACAAAUGCUUAAUUUAUACAUUACUAAACUAGCAUCCAACAGUGUUAAUGUCCAACUGCAAUCAAUCCACGAUAUAUUGUGCUAUCAUUUUAUUCAGUUAGUAACUGUAUCCCACCUAAAUCUGCAUUAAAUCCCCUCUUAAAUUAUCUUAUUUUUCAUCAUAUUGUUAUUGCUUUCUUCAUUAGGCUGAUUUAGAAGAAGCCGCCA